AUGAGCUGGCAAAGCAGGGAGGUGGAUAAUGGAGAAGGUCCAAAAGAGUCCAAAAAAAAAGUGGUCCAAAAGCUGUCCAGGAGGGUGCUAAGGCUUCCUAGUGAUGCUACAGGGUUACAAAUGCGUUCCCCUUUCAAUACUACACUGAUAUUAACAGAGAAAUCACCUUGA
This is a messenger RNA of Serpula lacrymans var. lacrymans S7.9, 171 nucleotides long. RefSeq lists its product as uncharacterized. The coding region runs from base 1 to 171 and encodes 56 amino acids. The transcript has a single exon. Lineage: Eukaryota; Fungi; Basidiomycota; Agaricomycetes; Boletales; Serpulaceae. The record is from RefSeq and is a predicted model, not a curated record.